AUGGCACCGAAUCUAAGCAAGCUGCUUGGGAACCAGAAUGCCGUAAUUGGUGCUGCCGGAUGUACCGCGGCUGCCUGCAUCAUACUGUACGGUAAACAGAUCCACAAGAAUCGCAAGCAGCGACCGGAGGAUGAGAUACAAUAUCUAAUCAGCGACAAAAAAGAAAAGCGCAGCCCGAAGGCCCAUGUCAAUGCCGUUUUCUUUAACCAGCUGCGCGCACUAUUAGGCAUCAUCAUACCGAAGGCAUGGAGCGUCGAGAACGGGUUGCUCAUCGUGAUUGCUUUGUCGCUGAUUGCCCGGUCGGUCAGCGAUAUCUGGAUGAUACAGAAUGCGACGGCGAUCGAGAGCACAAUCAUUACGAUGAACAAGAAGCAGUUCCGGACGGCGUUGGUGAAAUACCUUUCGGCCCUGCCUGCGAUCGCAGUCGUAAACAAUGUGCUAAAAUGGAGCAUAGGCGAGCUAAAACUACGCUUCCGAACGAACCUGUCGCAAUAUUUAUACAACGAGUACCUGAAAGGAUUCACCUACUACAAAAUGUCAAACUUGGACAACCGGAUAGCGAAUGCGGACCAGCUGCUGACGACGGAUAUUGACAAGUUCUGCGAGAGCGUUACCGAUCUGUACUCGAACAUUUGCAAACCACUGCUAGACAUCGUGAUUUACGUGUACCGGCUCACGACCAACCUUGGCGGCACGACACCCGGCAUCCUGCUGCUGUAUCUGUUCUUCUCCGGCGUGUUCCUUACCAACCUGCGCAAACCGACCGGCCGGCUGACGGUGAUGGAGCAGAAGCUGGAGGGCGAGUUCCGGUACGUUAACAGCCGGUUGAUAACUAACUCGGAAGAGAUCGCGUUCUACAAGGGCAACAAUCGGGAGAAACUAACGAUACUGGCGAGCUUCAACAAGCUCGUCGCUCAUAUGCGCAAGUUCCUGGAAUUCCGCGUCGGUAUGGGCAUCGUGGACAAUAUGGUGGCCAAAUAUAUUGCAACCGUUGUUGGGUUCUAUGCCGUUUCCCUACCGUUCUUUGAGAAGGAUCAUCCGUUGCUCACUGGUAGCCAACAGAGCGAACGGUUGAGCCGUUACUACACAUUCGGACGCAUGCUGGUAAAGCUGGCGGAAGCUAUUGGGCGAUUGGUGUUGGCCGGCAGGGAGAUGUCACGGCUCGCCGGAUUUACCGCACGCAUGACCGAGUUGACGGUGGUACUGAAGGAUCUCAACUCUGGCCGGUACGAGCGUACGAUGGUGAACAAUUCGGCCAUUGCCGAUAUGGGCGAUAUCGGCCCUGGUCGGGGUCUGCUCAAGUUCCAGGACAAUUUGAUCAAGUUCGAGCAUGUGCCGCUGGUAACGCCGAAUGGGGACGUGCUAGUCAAGGAUUUAACGUUCGAGGUAAAGUCCGGCAUGAAUGUGCUCGUUUGCGGACCGAACGGAUGCGGUAAGAGCAGUCUGUUCCGCAUACUGGGCGAACUGUGGCCGACGUGGGGUGGCAAGGUGACCAAACCACCUGCCGGUAAGCUGUUCUACAUUCCCCAGCGACCGUACAUGACACUCGGUUCGUUGCGUGAUCAGAUUAUUUAUCCACAUACGCACCAAGAGAUGAAACGGCGCGGUAAAACCGAUGCCGACCUGCUGAAGUAUCUCGAGCUUGUGCAGCUCACCUAUCUGCAGGUGCGCGAAAAGGGACUGGACGCGAUCGAGGACUGGAUCGAUGUGCUGUCCGGCGGUGAGAAGCAGCGUAUCGCAAUGGCGCGACUGUUUUACCACAAUCCACAGUUCGCCAUCCUGGACGAAUGUACGUCCGCGGUGUCGGUGGACGUCGAGGGCAGCAUGUACGAGUACUGCCGUAUGGUCGGUAUUACGCUUUUUACCGUAUCACAUCGGAAGUCGCUCUGGACGCAUCACGACUUCUACCUCAAAUUCGAUGGACACGGUGCAUACGAGUUUGCUCCGAUCGAUUGGACGCAGGAAAAGUUUGGCUCUUAA
Messenger RNA from Anopheles marshallii, 1980 nucleotides. RefSeq names its product ATP-binding cassette sub-family D member 3 (gene Pmp70). Gene Ontology annotation, biological process: fatty acid beta-oxidation; peroxisome organization; long-chain fatty acid import into peroxisome. The transcript is spliced from 8 exons. Bases 1 to 1980 code for a protein of 659 amino acids. Gene Ontology annotation, cellular component: peroxisomal membrane. The record is from RefSeq and is a predicted model, not a curated record. Lineage: Eukaryota; Metazoa; Arthropoda; Insecta; Diptera; Culicidae. Gene Ontology annotation, molecular function: long-chain fatty acid transmembrane transporter activity; ABC-type transporter activity; ATP binding.